AGGUGAGAAUAUAUAAAAUGCUUUUCUGACUGGCUUAAGUCAUCGGCUGGCUUCUUCGUAGAGGAACAAAGGAGUUUUAGGUUGACCUAGUUCGAUUUUAGCCCUAAGCUCUUUUCAUGGAAGAAGAAAAUAGGUAGAUGCAUCAACGCUUGGGAACAUUGAUUUGUUAACAAAUUUAAAAUAUUUUUUCAAAUAUAAGUUGAUUUUUAUAUUUUUUUUAUAAUGUGCGUUUUUUACACAAUUUUUAGAAAUUUGAACAAUUUUUCAUUCAAAAAUUUCAAUUGCAAAAUUUGUUUGAAAGUUCAUUGUCCCAGCAGCUAUGUCGAUGCGCCUGGCUGUAUUUUUUGCCAUGGCUCCUUUUUUAUUUACCGAUGAAGCCAGCCAAAAAAAAAAUUUAUGUAUUCUCAACUUUAGACAUAUAGGCUAUGUGCAAGCAAGAGUAUAGCACAGGCCAAAUUAAGUUUAAGGUCGUGGGUCUCUAUAUAGACGAGCUGACGGACUAUAAAGCUUAUAAAUGGAAAAGCUAAUGGGGCUAUUUUAUAUACUUAUAUAUUUCUAUCACUUUAAACAAAUAAUCAACAAAAUUGUAGACUGUAUUAGACGUUAUGCAACCUAACAUUUAAUUAAAACCCGAAAUCUGUUUAUGCAAUAAAAAGUAAUUAAUCUAAGAUGUAGAUGUAGAUAUUUAUAUGAAGCGUUUCAUUAUAAAUUGUCCAGUUUAUAUGAUAUAGAUUCUAUUUUUUCUUAAAAGAAAACACUAACAGAGAGUCAUCGAAGCUCAAAACGAACGUGUCACGUGUCAUCGAUAAAACCACAACUUCAAGCUAAACACAGCCGUAUCCUUUUUGAUGUUGUGUUAUUGAUAACGCAUAACGAGUUUAUUCUGCUUUGACCUUAAAUACCAUAUCAGAAUGAGCGCUUUGCAUGUUAUCAAUAAAAUAAAUAGGAACACGGCAUUAUCGACUCCGAAAAUCCAUUUUAGGUACUUCUCUCAAAUAUCUGAGUCGAUAAGACCGCCUAUUCAUGGUUCAUACGACUAUAGCAGAAUGAAUGUGUCACGCUUUACCAAAGGCGCUUUUGUUGUUCCAUGACCCUCAUGGCCAUUAGAGUAUUCGAUAUAACCACAAUACAUGGUAGAAGAAUAUAGGUAGACGCAUCGACACAGCUGCUGAGACAAUGAACUGUUAAAAUACAUUUUGGAAUUGAAAAUGUUGAAUGAAAAAUUAUUUAAAUUUGUAACUAUUUUUGAAAAACACAAAUUAUAACGUGAAUGUAUCACUGUUGGUGAAUUGUAGGAGUCCUAGGCUGACUUAGUUCGAUUUUAGACCUAUGCUCCUUUGUUCUUUUCCGAAAAAGCCAGCCGAUGACUUAAGCAAGUCAAAAAAGCGUUUAAUGUAUUCUCACCAUAAUUUCACAUAUUUUUUAUUAUCAAUAUUUAUUGCCGUGUGAAUGUCAAAAUUGCCUUUUUACAAAUGACUCAAAAUCGUACCACAGAUGGAUUUUGACAGCAAAUUUUGUUUUAUAUAUUUUCACACAACCAUGGUAGAAUUAAGAAGGUAACCUUAAAUUACUUUUAUAUUUAAGAAAUCCACUCGAUCUUUAAUGUCAAUUCCAAAGCGUAUACGUCAAAUAAAAGCCAGCGGAUUUAUGAAUACGAUUUACGUGACGUAUACGCUAUGGAACUGAAGGUGAGAGUACAUAAAACGUUUUUUUGACUGGCUUAAGUCAUCGACUGCCUUCUUCGUAGAGGAACAAACGAGUUUUAGGUUGAUUUAGUUCGAUUUUGGCCCUACUCUUUGUUCUUUUCCGAAGAAACCAGCCGAUGACUUAAGCAAGUCAAAAUAGCGUUUUAUAUAUUUUCACCUUUACAUUUGACAUAGAGCGGAUGUAGUAGUCUAUAUGUGCUAUUAGCUUUAUUAAUUUUUAUUUCCAAGACGAAUGGAAAAAAGUUGCUCUUCAUAAAACGUAAUAAGUCAAUUUUUUGUGGAAUGUCUCAUAUGUUUGUAUUUAAGUCAUUUAAUCAUCCUAAGAAUCCAUUAACGAAUAUCAACCAGGUUUUUAAUUUAUUGCAUUCCUUUUUCAACCAUAGCUCUAAUGCAAAAUUAUUUAGUAUAGCCGAGAAACUUAGUCAUGGCACAGAUAAUACCUCUAACCAGUGAUUUGCAACAGCUUGCCAUUGAUGAGUUGGGUGAGGUGCCUUCUCGAAUCGCAGAUGAUUUGGAAGCUCUUAAAUUAUGGAUACAAGCGGAAUCACAUUUACGCGCCCGAACUGAUGAUCAAUUUUUAAUACAGUUCCUACGCGGUUGUAAAUAUAGUUUAGAGAGGGCCAAAGAAAAAAUUGAUUUAUUCUAUUCAUUGAAAAGCAAAUAUCCAUCAAUGUUUGGUCCCACAGAUGUGGAUGAUAUUAAAUUCAGAAGCGUCAACAAUUUAGGAUGCUACAUUGCUUUACCCGAACCCCUGCAUGGAAGUGGUUCUCGAAUUGUGGUAUUUCGUUUCAAUUACAACACUUCGCUAUACAGCAUUGAUGAUGCCUUCCUGCCAGGUUCAGCCAUGCAUGAAGUGAUGAUCUACAAUGAUCCGUAUGCCUGCAUCAAUGGCAUCGUUUACAUUGUGGAUUUUGCAUUGGCCACUGCCAGUCAUUUUCUUCAAUUGACACCCAAUUUUUGUAUGAAAAUUAUAUCGUUUUUCGAAAAUUCCAUGCCGUUUCGCGUAAAACAUAUCUAUUAUUUCAACACCUCUCCUGCUGCUCAACAAUUUCUCAAAGUAUUGUUGCUAUUCUUUUCGGAGAAAAUCAAACAAAGGAUAACGAUUUUGGGUCAAGACAAAAAGGAAUGGGCUCGGCACAUACCAACCGCCUACUUGCCACGUGAUUAUGGCGGUGAGAAUAGCUCUUGUGUGGAGGCGGCCUUGGACUAUAAUAAAAUAUGGGAUUCAUAUCGUGAAUAUUUUAAAGAGAACUCCCAAUAUGGCGUCGAUGAGAGGUUGCGCCAGGGAAAAUCCCUUGAUAUAGAUGACUUAUUUGGCGUUGGGGGUUCUUUUAGAAAACUUGCAGUCGAUUAAUUUAUAAGAAUUUAAAAAUAUAUGUCCAAAAUAAUUCUUAAGGUGAGAAUACAUAAAACGCUUUCUUGACUGGCUUAAGUCAUCGGCUGGCUUAUUUGGAAAAUCACAAAUUAGUGUAGGGCCAAAAUCGAACUUAGUCAACCUAUAACUCCAGAAGAAGCCAGCCGAUGACUUAAGCCAGUCAAAAAAAUGUUUUAUGUAUUCUCACCUUUAUUCUAUUUAAUAGAAUGGAAUUUGAAAUAAACUAUAUUCUAUAGAAGGUGGUAUAAGUUCUUAGAGAACCAAUAACGUACUUUAAAUUCCAGUGAGAACACGGUAUGUUGAAAACCACAUGUUUUCAUUGGUAAUUAAAAACAAGUAAAAAAGCAGUGAAGGUGAGUUUACAUAAAGGCUUUUAUGACUGACUGGAAAAGAACAAAGAAGCGAAGGGCCAAAAUCGAACUAAGUCAACCUAAAAGUCUAAAAGAAGCCAAACUAUAUCUUUGACUGGCUUAAGUCAUCGGCUGGCUUCUUCGUAUAGGAAUAAAGGCAUUUUAGGUUGACUUAGUUCGAUUUCAGUCCAGGCUCUUUUUUUUUCUUUUCGAAGAAACCAGCCGAUAAUU
This is a messenger RNA of Musca domestica (house fly), 3662 nucleotides long. RefSeq names its product retinol-binding protein pinta-like. The record is from RefSeq and is a predicted model, not a curated record. Gene Ontology annotation, cellular component: membrane. Bases 2131 to 3060 code for a protein of 309 amino acids. Lineage: Eukaryota; Metazoa; Arthropoda; Insecta; Diptera; Muscidae. The transcript has 3 exons. Gene Ontology annotation, molecular function: phosphatidylinositol bisphosphate binding.